AUGAGUAGACUUAAUCGUCCUGUGGAUACCACAUCAUCAACAACAACUACUACUACAACAAGUACAUCAUCACAUGAUCAAGAGGAACAUGACCUAGUACUAGACAACCCAAGCUUUGAGUUUGCCCUCCCCAUCGAGGCCUCCACCAUGCUCCUACUCAACGAGUUGAUGGACUCUGAUCAAUAUAUGGACCAGCUGCCACUUCAGCUAAAGACCAUCGCUAUUCUUGAUGUUGUUGACAAUCAAUAUAAAGUUGCAUUGGUGAGCUAUAACAACUGUAGACUUGUAUUGGACACGAGUGAUUGUGCCACUGCACCGCCACACUCGAUCGGAUCACUUCAUCACUUCAUUGGAGAGCUACUUGGUGCGGGAUCUGUCGGCUCAGACUUGAGAGAAAGGAUUGUCAAGUGCUUCGAGAGACAUGAUAUACCAUUGGAUGGUGAGCCUGCACUUCUGGAGCAUUUCGUAAUGCGUCCACGUCUUUAUCGCAAUAUCGAAGGCACAGAUACCAACCUCUUCGAGACUGCAUUGUCCCUUCAAAGGCAUUUCAUGAAUACACUUGUUUAG
Acytostelium subglobosum LB1 is the source of this 567-nucleotide messenger RNA. RefSeq lists its product as hypothetical. The record is from RefSeq and is a predicted model, not a curated record. The coding region runs from base 1 to 567 and encodes 188 amino acids. The transcript has 3 exons. NCBI's taxonomy places the organism in Eukaryota, Evosea, Eumycetozoa, Acytosteliales, Acytosteliaceae.